Molecule: messenger RNA, 1524 nt
Organism: Microthlaspi erraticum
Lineage: Eukaryota; Viridiplantae; Streptophyta; Magnoliopsida; Brassicales; Brassicaceae
Source: the annotation of a GenBank genome assembly
AUGAGUGAUCCCAUUUUGAUUUCCGACGAGGAGGAUGAGGUUACUCCGCCUUCGAAGAGGGCUCGAAAAAAUCCUUCCCCUACCAUUUUGAAGUUGGGUACCAAUUCGACACCGCCGGGAUCUGCUUUUACUCCACUGUUCGUCGACGAGACACCUCUCUCUGACGAUGUCACCGUCGUCAAGUCUCAUUUUGGUCCCGGAGCUGGAGGUUCUUCACACCGCGAGAACAAGUUUUCCGGUAAACAAGUAAUAAUACCUCUUGAUUUGGAUUCGGAAGACAGUCCUCGACCUGGAACGUCAAAGAAGUAUGAACCAAUACACGUUGAUUCUACGGAGCAACCAUGUAGAUUGGAAUCUGGAUCCAGUGAUGCAGAUUCUGAUGAUGAUACUAACUGGAUGCACAAAGCCAGUUUUCGAUCUUCACUUCCCAACGAUGCUAUUGAGGUCGAUUCUGACCAAGAGAAAGAAGAAGUCUUAAGUCUUGGGGAAAGGGGACGACAAAAGCAGCCCGGGAGUUCGAAAAAUACACCAAAAAAGCAGCAGAUGUCAAAGGACGAAAAGAUCCGUGUGGCAGAGGAAAAGAAGUUACAAAAAGAACAAGAGAAAUUAAAGAAAGCUGCCUUGAAAGCAGAAGAAGCUCAGCAAAGAAAGUUGGACAAGGAAAGGCAGAAAUUGGAAAACGUUAAGCUAGCGCUUAAAUCUAUCGUCGCUGAGAUUGAUGUUCAAUUGGUUGAAGGAUCCAUUGGAGCACCUCUGAUCUCAAUGUUCUCUGAGAAAGGCAUUACAUACCGUGUAACCUCUAAUCCUAUCAAGAGAUCUAUUGUGUGGACAAUGACACUUCCAGAGGAGAUAGCCCAGACUUUACCCCUUGGAGGCAAAAUUCCAUAUGUCUUACUUGUGUAUGAGGCUGAAGACUUUUGCAAUCUUGUUGCUAAUGAAAGAAUCCUAGAAAACAUCUCGAGAGUUCGGGACCAAUACCCAUCUUACAAAGUGUGCUACCUCACCAUUAAGUUACUGUCCUACGUAAACAAAAGGGAAAAGGAAGAGUAUAAGAACUUGGGACAAUCCAAUGGUUGGAGGCGGCCUCCUAUCGAUGAGGUACUUGCAAAGGUAACUACUCACUACGUUGGAGUGCAUUCCAGACACUGUGUAGACGAGGCUGAGGUCGCUGAACAUGUUUUUGGCUUAACAAGCAGCCUGGCCUCUUGCCAAACCAGGAAGAAGACAUCUUGGUUAUCAGUAAAUGCUGCCGGUGCCGUACCAGCCUCUAUGGAUCCUGUUGACAAGCAACUGUUUAAAAAGAGUCCAUGGUUAAAAGCGUUAGUAGCAAUACCAAAGGUACAGCCAAGAUAUGCAGUGGCAGUGUCGAAGAAAUAUCCAUCAAUGAAGUCUCUUCUUAAGGUUUAUAUGGAUCCUAACAAAACGGAACAUGAGAAGGAGUUCCUUCUAAAGGACUUGAAGCUAGAAGGAUUGAUGGGAGAUGAAAAGAAAUUUAGGAAAAGUAGGUUCAACGAGGAUAUAUAG